AUGGCGGCCUCUUUCAGUUUUGAGAGCCCACGGCAUGCAAUGGGCCUCUCAACGCUGAUAUCUUGCAUGCUUGAGCAGCCCACUAGUGCAUAUAUCCGCAACCCAACAAACUUGGCUCUAACGGAAAGAGGCUUUCUGCUACAAAUCCCAUCGAUCAUGGCGAAGAAGAUAGUGUCAUACGUCCAUGCUCAUGGGUCAGCAACCCAUUGCAACGAUGCAAACGGCGUCAACAGGGGCAUAUACCAUUAUGACCUCGGUUUUCAUAACGAAGUCCGAAUCCGUACCUGGCUGGAUCGCCCAUCGGAGAGGUCCGCACUCGAUAAGCAGUCAAUGACGGCCCCAGUAAUGCUGAUUGUCUAA
Molecule: messenger RNA, 360 nt
Organism: Fusarium verticillioides 7600
Lineage: Eukaryota; Fungi; Ascomycota; Sordariomycetes; Hypocreales; Nectriaceae
Exons: 3
Coding region: 1-360 (119 amino acids)
Source: RefSeq, a predicted model, not a curated record